Molecule: messenger RNA, 1100 nt
Organism: Phytophthora nicotianae INRA-310
Lineage: Eukaryota; Oomycota; Peronosporomycetes; Peronosporales; Peronosporaceae
Exons: 1
Coding region: 96-962 (288 amino acids)
Cellular component (GO): proteasome core complex
Molecular function (GO): threonine-type endopeptidase activity
Source: RefSeq, a predicted model, not a curated record
UAUAUAGCACAUCACACAACCUCCAUUUGGAUCUCUCCCUGUUUAGGAUAUCCUUCCUUCUCCAUACUAAAACCCCCUUCAAGAGCUCCUCGGACAUGAGCGCUCCCGUGGUGAACCUCAACUUCCUGCGCGCUGGCAGCCGCGGUGCCUCCGUAAACUACGGCGGCGCUAUGCCCAACAUGCACAUGGCGGCCAUGGACGACCUGACCCCAAGCGCUCCCGACGCACUGGCCGCUGGUUUCAUGCUACCGCCCGUGGCCGACCCGGCCGCUUACUCUCGCGAACACUUCAAGGUCAAAUACACGGAGGACAAUGAGCAGUCACUGCAGUUCGCCAAGGGAACGACCACACUGGCUUUCAUCUACAACGGCGGCAUCGUCGUGGCGGUGGACUCGCGCUCCACAAUGGGUCCGUUCAUCGCGUCCCAACAGGUUAAGAAGGUGAACCCCAUCAACGACUACAUCCUCGCCACGUUGGCCGGCGGUGCCGCCGACUGUCAGUUCUGGCAGCGUAACUUGGCCGUCCAGUGCCGCAUGUACGAGCUACGCAACCGCCACCGCAUCUCGGUGCGCGCGGCAUCGAAGCUCAUCGCCAACACGUGCAAUUACUACAAGCGCUACGGAAUGUCGCUGGGUAUGAUGAUGAUGGGCUACGACAAUGGCAAGCCUGUGCUCUACUAUGUGGACGACGAGGGCUCUCGCAUUCCGGCCAGUAAGGACGUGCCCAAGUUCAGCGUCGGCUCAGGUUCCACUUACGCCUAUGGUGUACUGGACACUAACUGGCGCUGGGACCUGACGGACGACGAAGCCGUGGAGCUCGGCAAGCGCGCCAUCUACCACGCCACACACCGUGACGCAUACAGUGGUGGCUUCUGCAACGUGUUCAUCUUCAAACCCGAAGGAUUCAAGCACGUGGUGCACCAGGACGUCAAGGAGAUGCACGACUACGGACGCGGCAACUAAGUGGAUACAUCGAGCUGUUACUUGAAAUCUACAGAGUAGAACCGGUAGACUGAAGGACCAGCUAUGCGGUUUAAUACACUGCAAUUUGCCCAGAACGAUCAACACUUAAGAUACACACACUAAACGCUGCUUACUCAU